This is a messenger RNA of Bufo bufo (common toad), 4164 nucleotides long. It is a transcript of the gene ESYT2, whose product is annotated as extended synaptotagmin 2. The record is from RefSeq and is a predicted model, not a curated record. Gene Ontology annotation, biological process: lipid transport. The transcript has 24 exons. NCBI's taxonomy places the organism in Eukaryota, Metazoa, Chordata, Amphibia, Anura, Bufonidae. Gene Ontology annotation, molecular function: lipid binding. The coding region runs from base 171 to 2819 and encodes 882 amino acids.
CUGAGCGGGGAGUGAGUGACACAGGAGCUGUGGGGCGCCAGGUCUGCAGUGGAUGUGCAUGGCAGUGGCCGGGGAGGACAGCUCAGCAGAGGAAGCCUGUGGCGGGCGCGGGGCGGGCGGAGCGGAGACAUUGGCAGGAGUUCCUAGCAGACGUAAACACCAGUGACGGGAUGACCCAGGACGAGGGCGCGCAGCAGGGGACUGAGAGCCCCGGGGGGCCCCCGCCUGUGCCCGCCGAGGAGCCCGGCAUGAUCAGUGUGGAUGUCGCAGGACUCUUCUACCAGUUCGCCAAGACUUUCGUGCUGAUCUUCCCCGUCUACGUGCUGGGCUACUUCGGGCUGAGCUUCAGCUGGCUGCUCAUCGCCCUGGUCUUCCUUCUGUGGUUCAAGAAGAAUAAAGGGAAUAAAAGUUCCCGUCUGUCCCGGGCGCUGGCGUUCCUGGAGGAGGAGGAGAAGGUGGUCAAGCACCACAUCAGCUCUGCCGACCUACCUGCCUGGGUCCAUUUCCCUGACAAUGAAAGAGCUGAAUGGCUGAACAAGACCGUGAAACACAUGUGGCCCUUCAUCUGCCAAUUCAUAGACAAGCUGUUCAGAGAGACCAUAGAGCCAGCGGUCAGAGGGGCCAAUGCCCAUCUCAGCACAUUCUGUUUUACCAAGAUUGACAUGGGCACUCAGCCCCUGAGGGUGAACGGUGUCAAAGUCUACACGGAGAACGUUGACAAGAGGCAGGUUAUACUGGAUCUCCAGAUAAGUUUUGUAGGAAACACAGAAAUUGAUUUGGAAGUUAAAAGAUAUUUCUGCAGAGCGGGUGUGAAAAGUAUCCAGCUCCACGGUACGGUGAGGGUAAUUCUGGAGCCUUUGCUUGGCGACGUACCAAUAAUUGGGGCACUUUCUUUAUUUUUUCUGAAGAAGCCGCUCCUUGAUAUCAACUGGACAGGACUUACAAAUAUGUUGGAUAUUCCCGGUCUGAAUGGAAUCUGCGACACUAUAAUUUUGGAUAUUAUAUCCAACUAUUUGGUUCUUCCGAAUCGCAUCACUAUUCCGCUUGUAAGUGACCUGCAGAUUGCUCAGCUUCGCUUCCCUAUUCCCAAGGGGGUUUUGCGGAUACAUUUUAUAGAAGCCCAGGAUUUGAUGUGGAAGGACACGUACAUGAAAGGCCUUGUGAAGGGGAAGUCUGACCCUUAUGGCGUCCUCAGGAUCGGCAAUCAGGUGUUCCAGAGUAAAGUCAUCAAAGAGAAUCUGAACCCCAAGUGGAAUGAAGUAUAUGAGGCUUUAAUUUAUGAGCACCCAGGCUCUGAACUUGAGGUAGAACUCUUUGAUGAGGAUACUGAUAAAGAUGAUUUCUUGGGGAACCUUGUGAUCGAUCUGACUGAAGUAGAGAAGGAACGAGUGGUAGAUGAGUGGUUCACACUCGAUGAAGCAACAACUGGCAGACUUCAUUUAAAGCUUGAGUGGCUUUCUCCAAAGUCCACCACCGAGAACCUGGACAAGGUCCUGACCAGCAUUAAAGCUGACAAGGACCAGGCAGACGAUGGCCUCUCUGCGGCUCUGCUUAUACUGUACCUGGAUUCAGCCAGAAAUUUGCCUAGUAAUCCAUUAGACCUUAACCGGGAUGGCAUGAAGAAGUCUGCUGUUGACAAAGCUAAAAAGAUGAUCCUAACCCACGACCAAGAGGUCUCACCAGGACGGAACACUUCAGGAAAGAAGAUGGGCAGCACGCCUAAUCCCUACGUGCUCUUUUCUCUGGGUCAUAAUGUGCAAGAAAGCAAGGUAAAACACAAGACUAUUGAGCCCAUAUGGGAACAGACGUUUACUUUCUUUGUCCAUAAUCCUAAGAGGCAGAACCUGGAAGUGGAGGUUAAGGAUGAAUACCAUCAAAGUUCCAUGGGAAACGUGAAGAUCCCCUUGAGUCAGCUCCUGACCAGCGAAGAUCUGACCAUUAAACAAAGGUUUCAGCUGAACAACUCUGGGCCGAACAGCGUCCUAAGCAUGAAGAUUGCCCUGAGGAUCCUGUAUGUGGAUAGACCAGUGCGGUCUCCUGAUGAACAGCAUACAUCUCAAGUCAAGAGACCAUCCAUAUUCAAGGGGAAAUCGCCUCCACCAGUGCCGACCACAUCGUCACCUGUAACAGAAGCACAGAAGCCUCCACCCACGCCUAAGAUGGAGCCUAAUAAAAAGAUUGAAAAUGGGGAGAAAGAAAGCCCCCAAAACCCUGGUCCCCAGAGACCAACUGAGCUGCACAAAAGCUCCUCCAGCCUCUCAGGUUCCAGUUUUACAUAUUCUCCUUCACACCUGUCUAUGAAGGAGCCCACACCCAGCAUCGCCUCAGAUAUAUCUUUGCCCAUAGCCACCCAGGAGCUCCGGCAGCGAUUGCGGCAGCUUCAGAACGGGACCUCCUUGGGACAGUCUCCUCUAGGACAGAUCCAAUUAACUCUUCGACACAGCUCUCACAGAAACAGGCUGAUGGUUGUGGUACAUUCCUGCAGAAACCUUAUAGCAUUCUCUGAAGAAGGGUCUGAUCCAUACGUAAGAAUGUAUUUAUUACCAGACAAGCGGAGAUCAGGAAGAAGAAAAACCCACGUGUAUAAGAAGACGCUGAAUCCAGUCUUUGAUCAGACGUUUGAGUUUAAUGUGUCCCUGCCUGAUCUGCAGAGGAGAACACUAGAUGUUGCUGUAAAGAAUAGCGGAGGGUUUUUGUCUAGAGACAAAGGUUUGCUUGGAAAGUUAUUACUCGAUCUCAGUUCAGAAGACGUUGCCAAAGGAUGUACACAAUGGUAUGAUUUAACUGAGGAUGGAGCAAGGACGUCAGUCUCAAACUAACCCAUCAAAGGCGUCACACAGCACCUUUUAUCUACAGCCACAUAUGAUGAAUGCAUUGCGCUCACGGGAUUUAUCAUUAUAUUUUUUUAUUUUAUUACCCAACUUCACACUCAUUUUUAACUCCUUUUUACAUUGUUUUUGCAGACUUUGGUAAACCCUGUUAUUGAGUUUUAUUAGCUGUUCAGCUUUACCUUUUGUCUAAUAAUGUGCAAUAGGGUGUUUUAACUGCAUUAAACUAUAAAAGAUGUUUAUCCUUUUAUAAACCGGGAAAUAUGUCUUUUUGCUUACUGCAGGUGGAGUUUUGUACUUUGCCUAUGUGCACCGUGUAAAUAUGUACUAUUAUUAUAUUUUAUAUUUUUCUUUAUUGGUUCAAUAUCCGUUUGCAUUUUUAGUUAUACUGACAAUCCAGUUUCAUAGGGCCUAGCAGUGGCAACGUCUCAAGCCUACGGAUUAGCGGAAACUCUUCAUUGCUCUGAAUUGGUGAUCCUUUUAGAUGUGGGGAUUACAACGGCGGUACGGUGUUUAUUCUGCUGUUUCCAUGUUCAAAUAAUUGAUCCUGUCCUUUGCAAGAAUCUUGCUUUAAUCAAAUAUUCGUACCGUGGCUGUAAGCAGCUGAAAUAAUGAGAAUUUCCAACGUUAAAUUGGCAACGAGAAAGCAGCGAUUACCCCGGAUGGCUAAAAUGCCCGGAUUAAAUUGAAUGUUUCCAAUAUAACUGAACCAUGAUCCAUGCAAAUGAUUUAAAGGGCAGAUGUUGCCAUUACUCAACUAAAGGAAUUAUUUUUGCUUUUUGCAUUAUUUUAUAAUUUAGCAUUCCAGAAAAUGUAUAUUAAACCCACAAAACUGCUAAGUGGACAUUUCCCGUUCAUCUGCCAUGGGUUUUAGUCCUCUUUUAUCAGAAUAUGUAAUGUAUGCUAGGAUGCAGCCAUAUACAAUAUUUUAAGUGAAUCUGUAAGUGCAUUAAUUGUAUUUUUCUAGGACCUCUAUCUGUCUAGAUUAGGGGAAAAAUAGGAUUCCAAUGUGACCCUAUUCUCUAGGGUAAUGAUGCGUUAUAUAGCAUGCUGAAAGUGCAAUAUGUAUGCUGGAGAGCUGCCAGAUGUGAAUGAUACCAGUCUUUCAUGGCAUCUGUAACAUUUACUGUCAGCCGUGGUACAUAGGGAUAUAUAGGAUUUUACUGUUCUGAUAUGACAAUGUGGGCAACAGUGGGGCCUCAUAAUGCCGUCUGUUCAGCAUGGUCACAUUAUGAAAAGUCUCUUAAAGAUUAUGUAAUAGAAGAACUGAUAGCAAGCCAGUGGAGCCGAGAACCUGGAGGUAACAUCUCCGACCAAAAGUAUCAAUGAGACAUUA